Messenger RNA from Carassius auratus (goldfish), 2167 nucleotides. Its product is annotated as reticulon-1-like. NCBI's taxonomy places the organism in Eukaryota, Metazoa, Chordata, Actinopteri, Cypriniformes, Cyprinidae. The record is from RefSeq and is a predicted model, not a curated record. Gene Ontology annotation, cellular component: endoplasmic reticulum membrane; postsynaptic density; neuron projection. Bases 272 to 2152 code for a protein of 626 amino acids. The transcript is spliced from 4 exons. Gene Ontology annotation, biological process: brain development; endoplasmic reticulum tubular network formation; neuron differentiation.
GUGGGGUGGAGGCGCGCGCACACGGACCGUCCUCCAACCGGAAUGUCGCUCUCCGUCCUAAAUCCGUGCCAACCGCGAGCCGCACAGAAACAGUGACGUCAGCGCCGAGACACUGAACCAAACGCAUCGAGCCCACUGGCUCCGCUGCCGCGAGACGGGAAGCAUCGGUCAGGAUCGGCCAUAUUAAGCGUCACGUCUUUGAAUUUCUUCUGCGAUCUCACAGAAUCGUUCUCGCUUCGAAACAAACUCCCUGCGUGCGAUUACUGCAAGCAUGUCCGCCAGUUCGAGCGAGGGGCCGGGUUUGGAUGGGAAAUGGUUCGAAGAGGAGGAGGAGGAGAAGAACGGGAUGUUUAGCAGCGCAGGGCCCCGUUUUGAUGAGAUGCGGGACGAUUUGCACGCGCCCAAGCAACAAUUCCAUCCCUUUGGAGGAAGCGACGUUGCCAUGGAAACUGCAUCUACAGGUGACUCAUUAUCCGACAUGUUUAUGAAGUCAUCAUCAGGAGAGGGUGAUCUAUACACCUCUCUCCUUUCCUCAAAAUCCUCCUCCAAUCCUUUCAAUGAUGGUGCCUCUCUCUUCUCCACGGAGGGCAACCGCUCUCCACCUGCUCCCACUGGGACCGACUCCGGCAUUGGCAUGACCCCAGGUGACCCCUCAGACCAUCAGACGACCCUGCAGGGCUCACACAAGACUGACCAUUAUAGCUACAUGGACAUGGGGGAUGACCUCUGUGAUUUUGGCAGUGUGGGCAAUACCAAGGACAAGCAGCAGCCUCCCAUAUCUGGCUAUGGAGAUGACGAAGACGAUGAAGAAGAUGAAGAUGACAUUCAGGAUUUGAAGCCCAAGAUCCAUGAAAAGGAAUCCAGCCAAGACCCCUUCGAUCUGGGUCGCUAUUUGGAAAAGAGUCCUCUUGGAUCUGAAGAUACAGAGGUGAAGACUCCGGGAUCAGCCGGUGGGCAGCACACAUUUCCGUACGUGGAGGACCCUUCAGAUGAAGAGAUGGCAGAUUACCGAUCUUACCAUAGGAUGGAAACGCCACAGAGUGCCAGUCCUGUAAAGAUCACGGUUACAACAGAAUCCCAGCCAGUGAAAGUGUCUCCACAAGGGGGCAUGUCCGAGAGAGAGAGCGUGCUCGGUUUCGGUCAGCAGAGUCUUCCCACAGUAACACUGUCAGAACCAGAGGAUGAUAGUGCAGCCUCCUCAGCUAGCCACUCCCCUAACCACUCCCCUACAGGGCGAGAGUCUCCAUCUGAUGUGCUGUUCAAGCCUGCAGGAAUGAAGUCUGUGAGCUCCACUCAAGAUUCCAGUGGCAUCAGCUCUCAUCCCAGUCUUCCUGAAGCCGAGGACAUCAAGAGUUCACCCAAACCCACCUCCCCAUGGGCUCAAGACCUUCAAGGCAGUGGAGAUGAGUCUGGAGAUUCAGAAAUUGAGCAAGUGACCGAAGAAUCUGAUUCGCCAGUAUAUGACCUGACAUCUAAGACCCCGCCCGCAAAAGGCGGAUUCAGCCAAGCAAGCAACCCGUUUGAGCAGACCAGCUACUCAUCUGCCACUGAUAAGGCUAGUAACCCAUUUGAUAAGCCACAACCCAACAAGGUCAGUGCUAGUAACCCAUUUGAGUUGUCUGGUGGUAUCAAGGUGGGCUUUGGUCAAGCCAGCAACCCACCACUCUACAGUCUGUUGAGAGAGGAAAGGGAGGCGGAGCUUGACAGCGACCUGCUAAUCGAAUCAGCUUCUGAGGAGAGUCCCAAGAGGGAGCAGGAACAUUCCACCCCAAAACCUCCUGAAAUAUCUUCUCCCCUGACCACAGGCGUCACGUCUUCUAAGCCCAUUACGACUUCCUGCACCACACCCUCUCCCUUCAUCGACCCCCCAGCUAGCACCUUGAAAGUAACAGAGAAAGAAAAAGAGAAGGAAAAUGAGAAAGCAGCACCUGUUGAGAAGCCCAAGCCACAGCCAGAGGACAACUGGUCCACCGAACCCAGGCCUGUAGUAAUGGGAACGUCAACAGUGACUCCGGAGCAGAAUUCCAGUCAGGAGAAGGAGAAUAAAAGCAAAAGCACUAUCGUGAGUUCCACUACAGAGGAAGAGGCUGAUCUGUCCUUGCUGCUCCAAAGCAUCAACAAACAGAAAGUCAUGGGUGGUUCAGGUCAGUAGCUCUCUCUGUCUUCU